Molecule: messenger RNA, 1126 nt
Organism: Neodiprion virginianus
Lineage: Eukaryota; Metazoa; Arthropoda; Insecta; Hymenoptera; Diprionidae
Exons: 2
Coding region: 1-978 (325 amino acids)
Source: RefSeq, a predicted model, not a curated record
AUGAAGAAACUUUUGAAAGACUUUUGGCUUUUAGGCAAUCUCCAUCUCAGACUAGGCCGCAGAAGUCGAAUCGAACUGUCUCGCAGAAUGGAGUAUUUAAAAAUUCUGGUAACUUCUGAAUUUCAACGUAAACCACGGUCCGUAGCGUUUAUAGCAAAGUGGAAGGCCACCGAGUUUAGAUUUUUUCUAUUAUAUUGUGGAGUUGUAGUCUUGAAGGGUAUUUUGAACAAUAGACUAUAUAAACAUUUUUUAUUAUUUCAUGCGGCAUGCAGAAUUUUAUGCUGCGAAGAUCUAGCCCUCAGGUACAACAGGUUUGCAAAGAAGUAUCUCAGAAGUUUUUUCUUAGUUAUGCGCCAAUAUUAUGGCCCAGAUUCGCAAAUCAUGAACCUUCAUAACUUAAUUCAUAUGGCCGAUGAUGCUAAGAACAUGAAGUGCUCCCUUACAAAGAUAACUACAUUUCCUUUUGAAAAUGCACUCGGUCACAUAAAAAAGUUAGUCCAUUCGCCAAAUCGACCAUUGGCUCAAAUCUGUCGCCGCUUGAAUGAGAAAUUUUCGAUAAAAAAUCAUAAAGCAACUCUACCCCAGUAUGUAGAGAUACUCAAGGAGAAUAGUGAUAUCCCAAAUUGUAGGAUGAAUCACAAAGCGAUAUCGAAACUGAAAUUCAAAGGGAAAUAUAUACUUUCGGUCAAGGCUCCCGAUAAUGUAGUUCUUCUUAAAAAUGGCACUAUUCUCGAAAUAAAUCUUAUGUCGUACCCUGAUGACAAUCUAGAAGACGUGACAAUUAUUGGAAAAAAAUGGAAAAUCAAAGAGUCGCUGUAUAUGUAUCCGUGUGAUUCGAGAGUGCUGGAAGAAUGGGUGCUUGAAGACAGAUCAUCUGCAACUACAAUUACGUGCCCUAUUGAUCAAAUCAAACACAAAAUGAUAAUAUUACGUUUGCCUGGAAGAGAGAAAACAUAUGGAAUAUCUCUAUUACAUUAAUUUAACACAGGGCGAGUGUCACAAGGUGUAAUGCGCAAGCUUAUUUUCACGAAUAAUAUAUGUAUAAAUAUACAUAUAUAUUAUAUAUGUAUAAUACAUAUAUCAAUAUUAUUCGUUUGAGUAUGGGAAGACCGUCAAUCAAUUGCCG